AUGAGGUCUCAGGUUCUCAGAUCUGCAAGAUCUUUUGUUUCUGCUGCUUCAAAGCAAGCGUCUCGAUCAUUUUCAGGAGGUCGAUCUGCAGCUGCAGCUGCAGCAGUUUCAUACCGAGGGAGAGUGACGUCACUAGCUUCGAUUGGUGCAUACGAAUCAGGAAAUGUAUAUGCGGGCUGGAUCUCUAGUGCUCUUGCCCUUCCAGCAGCAGCUUUCAUGCUUAAAGAACAAGAAGGAUAUGCUGCUGAGAUGGAGAGGACUUUUAUUGCCAUCAAGCCAGAUGGAGUGCAAAGAGGAUUGAUUUCAGAAAUUAUUGCUCGGUUUGAAAGAAAAGGUUUUAAGCUUGUGGCAAUCAAGAUUGUGAUCCCUUCAAAGGACUUUGCUGAGAAGCAUUACCAUGACCUCAAGGAAAGACCUUUCUUUAAUGGGCUGUGUGAUUUCCUUAGCUCUGGACCAGUCCUUGCCAUGGUCUGGGAAGGUGAAGGAGUGAUUAAGUAUGGCCGUAAGCUCAUUGGCGCAACAGAUCCACAGAAAUCAGAACCUGGGACCAUAAGAGGAGAUUUAGCUGUUGUGGUUGGAAGAAAUAUAAUUCACGGUAGUGAUGGUCCCGAGACUGCCAAGGACGAAAUCAACCUAUGGUUCAAACCAGAAGAGUUGGUUAAUUACACACACAAUGCUGAGAAGUGGAUCUAUGGUGUCAACUGA
Striga hermonthica is the source of this 705-nucleotide messenger RNA. The record is from the annotation of a GenBank genome assembly. Lineage: Eukaryota; Viridiplantae; Streptophyta; Magnoliopsida; Lamiales; Orobanchaceae.